Molecule: messenger RNA, 1616 nt
Organism: Anopheles gambiae (African malaria mosquito)
Lineage: Eukaryota; Metazoa; Arthropoda; Insecta; Diptera; Culicidae
Product: probable E3 ubiquitin-protein ligase bre1
Exons: 3
Coding region: 504-1616 (370 amino acids)
Source: RefSeq, a predicted model, not a curated record
ACCGUCAUCAAACCGUUAAAGACAAAAACGGAAACCAUUGGUAAGACAAUAUUUGUAGGAGUGAUUUCAUCAAUUCACGUGUAGCAUUUUCAGUGAAAGCAAUAGCAGUUUCCGAUAACAGCAAAACGAAGGAUACGAUCCAAGCAGCAAGCACCUCGUCAUCGUCAUAUCCGAAAACGGAAAACAAAAAAAAGGCACCCACUAAUGAAAAUGGUAAGGAACAAGGAAAUAAAUCUGAGGAAAUUGUUGGCGGAGGACCGAAAUGCAACGAAUAGUUGUUAUCGGCACCGUAUAUAGAACAAACUAUGACGAACAUGAUUGUAACCCGACAACAAUGAUUAGGGUCGACACCAACUCGAUACAUCCACGGGUCAGAUUUGAUUCCAACUCAAUAUAAGCGAACCCGCUGCACUUCACGGGUUGGAAUCGAUUCCGUUUGGAUCACAUCCACGGAUUGUGAAAUGAAACGUAUGACUCACCACUAGCAUAUAAUCAUUGCAAACAUGUUCGUCACUCACCAUCAAAAUUUUAACACACUAAUAUCAAACAAAUUUCCAGUUUUAUUAGCUCCCCCAACCGCAGACGUGCAAGCAAUAAUGUCGUACUUAACGAAGUGUCCCUGGCGAUCAUCAAUGAACCCUAAACAAGAACAAGAAACUCCAGUUUGUUCAACACACAAACAAAAUCAACUAGAACCACAACAAGAAAAUGAGCAACAACAACAACAGAAAGAGAAACAACAACAACAACAGAAAGAGAAACGACAACAACAACAGAAAGAGGCACAACAACAACAAGAUCUCCAAAAAAAUAGCCAUGAACAAUUUCAAACAGUAUUGGUAGAAACACAAUUUGAAGAACAAUACCAACGAGAUCCAUCAACAAAUGUUUCCACAUCAAAUGUCUCCAUGACAGGGUCACAUCUUCAGUAUUUGCCACGUUCUAGAUGCAAUUCAUUAGAUGAUUAUCUUCACAACCAUUCAUUCGAUGAAACCCUAUCCAUACCGAUAUCGACACCCGCACCAAAUGACAAUAGUAAGGCAAUACCUACAACAACCUCAACUACGACUGCAACUACAUCAGCCAAGCAGAAAAGCAAAAAAAAAAUUUCAUCAUUAGAGCGCAAAUUGGACCUUUUAAAUACCAAAUUAGAUUACAUAAUAGAUGUAUUACACGAAAAAUCAGGACAUAGUGAGCCAGUGAGUGAAUUUGAUUUCGAAGCAAUACAGGACCAAAAACAAUUAGAGGAUUUUGAAAGCCAGCUAGGAGAAUCAAAUGGUAUUUUUAAACAAAAAAUUUUAACGGAACUGCGAAGUUCAUUAAAGUUAGGGAACUCUAAAUACCAAAUACACCAAGCAUUGGACUUACUAUUUUCCCGGCAAUUUUUAGCUAAAAUGACUUGGUCCGGACGCAGUAAAACAGAGCAAAAGAUUCCUUUCUCGUCCUACACUAACAUAAAAAAAAUAUUCUUGGAAAUUGCGGAGACAAAAUUUGUGAAACCGGCGGAAAGAUUUGUUUUUGAUUAUAUAGGACAGAAAUUACGACAUGCCAGCUCUAGACUUAAUUUGUCCGGAGCUCGUGCUUCUACUUCUCAUAAUUUUAAGCCUAAACACUAA